This is a messenger RNA of Lycium ferocissimum, 2325 nucleotides long. RefSeq lists its product as uncharacterized. Lineage: Eukaryota; Viridiplantae; Streptophyta; Magnoliopsida; Solanales; Solanaceae. The coding region runs from base 521 to 1972 and encodes 483 amino acids. The transcript is spliced from 2 exons. The record is from RefSeq and is a predicted model, not a curated record.
UUCUAAAGGUAAUCUUAACACCUGUGCUUUUUUCAUUCAAAUUAAUACUAGUUUUUAUUCAAUUUUAUAGGGGUUUUCUUCAAUUCAAGAACCCACAUUUUUAGAGUUCUUCUGCUUAUAAAAAUCUCACCUUUAUAGCAUAGAAAGUCCUUUUAACUGAUUUAAUAAAUACCCAUGUUUGUUUUAUUGUUUUUCUAGUAAAAAUUUGAACUUUUCUCAAUUUAGAGUGUGUUUUCUUCAAUUCAAGAAUCCCUCAUUCUAGAGCUUUUUUCUUAUAAAAUUCUUACCUUUAUAGCAUAGAAAAGAAAUCACCUUUGUUUGAUAAUUACUCAUGUUUGUUUAAUUGUUGUUGUAGUAAAAAUUUGAACUUUUCUCUAUUUAGAGUGUGUUUAUAGAGGUUUUUAGCAUAUGGGAUUUGUUGUUAUGAGGUGCUUUUGUUGAUUUUCAGUGGAUUCUGAUGUUACACAGUCGAAUUGGGUGUCAACACUGAGGAAUUAAUAGUGCACAUAAGGGUAAAGAGAUGGGAGAAGACUUGAUUACAAGCUUGUCAAUAGAGAAUUAUAACUUAUCUACAUUUUUGUCAAUGGACUCAAUUGCUACCUCUCAUGAGGAAUCAGAUAGAAAUAGGCAGAUUGUGCUAUCGAGGCCACCGGAUAUUAAUCUCCCUUUAUAUGUGGAACGUAGCCACGAUAUGUUUGAUAUGUUGGAGGUUGGACUUGGGCACCAAAUUAAUGAAUGUGAUGUGCAUGUUGAUUUGCCUAAAGUUGGAGGUAAAUGUGCUAAGAGAUCGGAUAGUGUUUGGGGUGCUUGGUUCUUUUUCACUUUCUACUUCAAGCCUGUUUUGAAGGAGAAAUCUAAGUGCAAAAUUGUUCAAGAUCGUAAUAAGGGGGUGUCUGGAUUUGAUAAGUCUGAUCUGCAACUUGAUGUGUUUUUGAUUCAAAAUGAUAUGGAGAAUAUGUACAUGUGGGUUUUUAAGGAGAGGUCUGAAAAUGCGCUGGGUAAGAUGCAGUUGAGGAAUUAUAUGAAUGGCUAUUCUAAAAAGGACGAGCGUCCAUUUCCAUUUAGCGCUGACAAGGGGUUCAUGCGUUCUCAUAAAAUGCAGGGCAAACAUUAUAGAGGCCUCUCUAAUCCCCAGUGUUUGCAUGGAAUUGAGCUUGUUCCAUUUCCCAAUUUAUCAUCUAUUGAUGAGGAAGACCAGAAGAAAUGGAUGGAACUUACUGGUAGGGAUCUCAAUUUUUCAAUCCCACCCGAAGCCAGAGACUUCAGUUCAUGGCGGAACCUUCCCAACACAGAUUUUGAACUUCAAAGACCGAUCCAUUCAAAAAAGUUACUUAAUGGUGCUAGUCUUAACUUGUCAACUCAACCAUCAAACCAUGUGAACAGCAAUGGUUUAGAGCUCUCAUCUGAUUGUAGUAAGAAAAGGAAAGACUUAUUUACUCAUGGAAGUGAUGAAGAUUGUUCCUUGUCGAUUAACCCCAGUUUAAAUACACAUCAAGAUGGAGAACCACGCACUAUUGAACCACCUUGGAUGAAUGAGUUUUCGGGGGUAAUGAAGAAUGUGUAUGGGCCAGUUGCUGCUGCAAAAACUAUAUACGAGGACUCGGAAGGAUACGUGAUUAUGAUCACCCUACCUUUCGUCGAUCGUGAAAAGGUGAAAGUUCAUUGGUGGAACAAUAUCGAUCAUGGCAUUAUAAAAAUAACAUCUGUGAGCACGGCAUGCCCCCCAAUCAUGUUGAGGAAUGGUAGAACGUUCAAGCUAACUGAUCCAUUUCCAGAGUUCUGUCCUUGCGGUGAAUUCACAAGGGAAAUUUCACUUCCAACUCGAAUACCCGAUGAUGCAAAACUAGAAGCAUAUUUUGACCAGAGCGGAACAGUGCUAGAAUUGAAAGUUCCCAAAAAAAAUGCCACAACUCCAGAAGUGCAUGAAGUUCCUGUUUGCCUUCGACCUCCAAAUGAGUUUGCGUUGUCGUGAGAUAGUUAGAAUCCUGUAACGUCAGUCUGACUUUUAGAUCAACUAAUCGGCUAAGGCCCUCAUAUCAGAUGAUACCAACUUAUGUGGAUCCUUUGCUGCUGCUCUAUUAAGACUGUCCUAUAGCACUGUUGAGUCGCCUAUGAUGUGAUGCAGAGCGAGCAUGUUACUAAUGUAAGUGGACAUACAUGUAGCCCAUUUUUAAUGAAUCAAGUCUAUAGGAAAAAGAAAUGCAUAUCUUUUGUGGUCUGAAUUACAAUGAGCCAUUAUGUUCUGUAGCACUGCUGAAUAUGUUAUCAGUGCAAGUGGAUACAAAUGUAAAAUGAAUCAGAAUUGAAUACCAGAAUGAAUCAGAA